Molecule: messenger RNA, 2944 nt
Organism: Punica granatum (pomegranate)
Lineage: Eukaryota; Viridiplantae; Streptophyta; Magnoliopsida; Myrtales; Lythraceae
Source: RefSeq, a predicted model, not a curated record
UCGUCUUCCUUAAACCCUCGAGCAAGCUCUGUUCUUCUCCUCGGCAGCUGCUUCUCCUAGUUCGUUGUCCGUCACCUCUCUGCGUCAGCUGAGGAAAAGCUUCAAACCUUGCAUUGGGAAUGCGGGCAAACAGCCGUUGCUUAUUGGUCGUGCAUCCUUGAUUGAAGUUCAGUCUUCACAACGAUAACUGUAGAAACUCAGCUGCCAUGGGACGGGUUCAAGUGAACAAGGUUCACAAGUCCCGCUUCUCGACGAAGUCCUCUCGGAACAUUCACAAGACCUCUGUCAAAGAUAAGAGUAGAAUUGCCAAGUCGGGGGCCAAUGUCAGCAAGGGUGCUCGUGCUGCGCGACUUCAGCACAAUAGGAUGGUGAGGGAGCAGAAACGGGCGGCACUUUUGAAAGAAAAGCGGGCUUCCACCGGAUCAGCAAGUCCACCCCGUAUGAUUGUUCUUUUCGGUCUGUCAGCAUUGGUAAACCUGGAUUCAGUAGCUGAAGAUCUUCUUAAAUUGUUAUCAGCUGAAGAAACUGCACCUGUUUCAUCAACAGUCUCUUCUUCAGAGUAUCGAUUGCGGGCAACUGUGUUGAAAGCGCCACAUGGUGAUUUGGUUUCCUGCAUGGAGAUGGCCAAGGUGGCUGAUCUCAUAGCUUUCGUGGCAUCAGCAAGUUCUUUGUGUGAAGACAGCGAAUCCUACUAUAUUGAUUCCUUUGGAAAUCAAUGUCUUUCAGUGUUUAGAUCACUUGGUUUACCGAGUACAGUGGUCUUCAUACGAGAUCUUCCCUCAGAGAUGAAAAGAAGAAAUGAACUGAAGAAGAUGUGUAUAUCUAGCCUCACUCCUGAAUUCCCUGAAGACUGUAAAUUCUAUCCAGCCGAUACAAAGGAUGAAUUGCACAAGUUCAUGUGGCUCUUUAGGGAGCAAAGGCUUACAGUUCCUCAUUGGCGAAAUCAACACCCUUAUCUUUUUGCUCAUAAGGUGGAUAUGGCAAAUGAUGAUCAGAAUCCAGGAAAAAGUGCUCUUUUUCUCACUGGUUAUGUCCGUGCCCGCAGUCUCUCAGUUAAUCAGCUGGUUCAUAUUUCUGGUGUUGGAGAUUUCCAGCUGGGCAAAAUUGAUGUUCUAAAAGACCCGUGUCCUUUAAAUGCAAGGAAAGAUCAAAACGCGAUGGAUUCAGAUGAAGUUAAUGGAGUGGAGGUUAUCCAAUCUCUGCAACCUGAUCCUAUGAAGCAGGAGGCGUUGCUCGUUGAGAAUAUUCCGGACCCUCUAGCUGGAGAGCAGACAUGGCCAACUGAGGAAGAAAUGGCUGAGGCAGAGAGAUCCCAAAAACAGAAGAAAUUAAGAAAGAGGAUUCUCCCUCCAGGAACAUCAGAAUACCAGGCUGCUUGGAUUGUCGAUGAUUCUGAUGGGGGAGAUUUGGCAAGUGAUGAUGGUGAUGGUGAUGAUGAAGAGGAUGAUGAUGGUAUGGUGUUGGAUGAAGGGGAAAAUCGUCCUACUUCACAAGAGGGUGUAAAAGAUUUUGAGGAUGAUGAUCAAGCUUCUCUAUACUUGCGGGACUCUGAUGGAGAAACUGACACUGAUUCCGUUAUGAUGGAAGCUGAGAACUUGACAAGAGAACAAAUAAAGGAAGAAAUACAAAAAAUUAAAGAAGCACACGCCGAGGAUGAGGAAUUUCCUGAUGAAGUCGAUACACCUCUGGAUGUUCCGGCUAGAAAGCGUUUCGCUCGAUACAGGGGCCUCAAGUCCUUUAGAACCUCCUCCUGGGAUCCUAAGGAAUCAUUGCCUGCAGACUAUGCCCGAAUAUUUGCAUUUGACAACUUCAAGAGGACGCAGAAGCAUGUUUUUGCAAAAGCCUCGGAUGUGGAGCAAGCUAAUAACAAGGAUGAGAGUGUGCCAGCUGGCACUUAUGUUAGACUUGAGAUUAAGGAAGUCCCUGCCAGUGUUGCUUCCAAAUUAUGUAACAUUGUAAAGACAUCGCCUGUGGUGGUAUGUGGUCUCUUCCAGCACGAGUCCAAGAUGUCCGUUCUACAUUUCAGCAUAAAGAAGCACGACACCUAUGAUGCUCCUAUUAAAGCCAAAGAAGAACUAAUAUUUCAUAUGGGCUUUCGCCAAUUUAUGGCUCGACCUAUAUUUUCAACCGACAAUAUGAAUUCCGACAAACACAAGAUGGAGAGGUUUCUUCACGCAGGCCGCUUCUCUGUUGCUUCGAUAUACGCUCCGAUAUGUUUUCCUCCUCUCCCUCUGAUAAUCCUGAAAGAGGGAGAUGGAGGCUCUCCACCAUCUGUUGCAGCUGUCGGCUCCUUAAGAAGUGUCGACCCUGACAGAAUAAUUCUGAAGAAGAUAAUUUUGACUGGUUACCCUCAACGUGUGUCGAAGCUAAAAGCUACUGUCAGAUACAUGUUUCACAACCCCGAGGAUGUAAGAUGGUUCAAGCCGGUGGAAGUAUGGACAAAGUGUGGAUGUCGGGGUCGCAUUAAGGAGCCUGUUGGCACACAUGGGGCAAUGAAGUGCGUGUUCAACGGGGGGCUACAGCAGCAUGACACCGUGUGCAUGAGCUUGUACAAGCGUGCUUAUCCCAAGUGGCCUGAACAUAGGUUCCCAUUGCUCGAUGCAUCUUGAUCGCUCGGUCACCCCAGCCCCCUGAACUCCCAGAAAGAAAUCGCCCGACAAUGCCUCAGGUGAUUGGUGAUGGGAAUGAAGCUCCCUGGUUCAGAAUACAUAUUUUAGAUUUUUUGUUAAUUAUACCAUUGUUUCUGAAAUUAAUAGAAUCUUUUCUAUGGUCGGAUUUACGCUAUAAGAUGGAUGAGUAUAGUCAUGUAGGCGGUUGCGCCAAGUUUUGCUUCCCCUUUUCCAUGUUCGAAAUACCAGGUAGAAGCAGCAACGCUGCUCGUUGGAGCGGGAGAAGGCACCGUUUACCAUCUAUAUAUAAUCAAAGAUGAGAUCUGUUUUCGGUA